CCUUGCUCGCCCAGCUGAAUGUCCCUACAAAUGCGAGACACAAGCCAAUAGCUCCAGAGAGAAAGGAGCUUGCCGAGGACAGCGCGUAGAGAAGGUUCUCGGGAGGCUGUCAGAAUGAGUUUUCCACUGAACUUCACGUUGCCAGCCAACACGACUUCCUCUCCAGCUGUUACAGGUGGGAAAGAAGGAGACUGCGGGCCUUCGCUCGGACUGGCCGCGGGCAUCCCGUCGCUGGUGGCCUCGGCCCUGCUAGUGGCGCUCCUGUUUAUGGUGAUUCAGCGACGUAGAAGCAGCAGCAAAUCCACCGAGGAAAGUGAGAGGCCAUAUGAAAUUUCAGAAAUUGAUGACAAUCCCAAGAUAGCUGAGAAUCCUAGGAGAGCACCGCCACAUGAGAAUACAACGGGAGCAGAAGAAGCUCACAUAUACGUGAGGACUGUAGCAGGAAGUGAGGAGCCCAUGCGUGACACUUACCGUCCUGCGGUAGAAACGGAGAGAAGGAGGGGACUGUGGUGGCUCAUACCCCGACUGAGCCUGGAAUGAUGUGGCUCAAAGGCAGCACUGGAGCUGGAACAGAGCUGGAAGCCCAGGGAUUUGUGCUUGGACUGAGGAGAGAUGCUAAACUGCUUCUUAAGCAAUCCAGAUUUCAUUGACAGAUCUGGAAAACUUUUGGAUGAUUUGUCUCUUUAGGGGACAGAUCUGACAAGGUUCCUUCCAAUUCUCAGAUCUCGUGGUUUAAUAAGCAAUGAAGCACCAAGGGAGGUCUCUGGGCAUCCAGAAGGAGCCCUUGGGUCCUGUUCCUGAUCCCAGUGGGAAUUUGCACGCGCGCGUAUGUGUGUAUGUGUGUGUGUGUGUCUGAUUUUGGGAAAGAGGCUUGAGAUCUGAGUGUCUUGCCUUUUCAUCUUUUUUCACAUCCCAUUUCUCAAAAUGCCAUCAGACCAGCUUCCAUGGGAGGGUUGGCCGAGGCCAGCAUGGUGUAUAAGUGAAGUUUAAGCGGGAUGUAUGAGGGGAAGCAGUCCUUUAUUCCUGAAUAUCUCAAGGUAGAAAUCAUGUGGAGCCACACAUGCCCUGACCACGCACAUGCCCUGACCUCAAGGGGCAGCACAUGGCUGGACCAUCCAUUGCUCCCACUCGAGUGUGUGGUCAGACAUUAUUCAAGGAAGACAAUUUGGCAAUGGGUUCUAUGUGUGUGUUCAGGGUGAACAGUGUGGAGGGAAGGCAGAAGAUGUUUCAAACGAUUAUUGGAAAUGAGGCUAUAUCUACAUCGUGGAAGUAGAGAGAAAAGCCAAAGUCCAUGGACUUUUGUGGGGAAAAACUCAUUGUCAAGAAGAGAGACCCAGAGGACUCUGAGCACAUGAACACCGUACCGAAGGGGUGGGCCGAGCAGCAAUGUGGCUGCCAUCUGAGGGAAGCCGGUGGACAGGGACAGCUGGCAGGGGCCAGGCCUUCACCGCCGCCUCUCUGGGGAGGCUCCCAGGAACCCUGGCUGCCCCCACAGGGCCACUGCUCGGGGGUGGGCUGGGUCUCCUGAGGGGAAAACUUGGGCCCGGGAUACCUCCGAGCCCUUCCACCAGCUCCACGAACCAUCUCGAUGUGCUGUGGGAACACUCCGACCUCGCACAGGGCCCCCAGCUGCUCAGAAGCACACCCCUCUCUUUUGAAUAACCAAGUCCAGGUUCUACAAACCCAGUCACGGCCACAUGCCUCUCCAUGCCUCACAAAGCCCUUGUGAAAUUCAGUUUUACUCUAAGUCUCCUGGGUCCAGUCACCUUGACAGGCAGAUUCGGUCAUUUUGUCUAUAAAAUGAGGGGUGACUUCCCUUUU
Molecule: messenger RNA, 1821 nt
Organism: Pteronotus mesoamericanus
Lineage: Eukaryota; Metazoa; Chordata; Mammalia; Chiroptera; Mormoopidae
Gene: OPALIN
Product: oligodendrocytic myelin paranodal and inner loop protein
Exons: 6
Coding region: 115-540 (141 amino acids)
Cellular component (GO): cell-cell contact zone; plasma membrane
Source: RefSeq, a predicted model, not a curated record